UCAGACAUAGCAGGAUAUAUUGACUUACCACCGGCAACCCGUGGUUGCUUCCUAUGCUGUCUCUGAUGCCCCCAUCCUCUCGUCUGUGAAUCUAUUCUGUGAUCACUGUAGGUCAACUACCUAUUCAAUCUAGCGCUAGAGGUAUCAAUGCACAGCACACGUCUUGAAGAAACCCUGAAGUCCGUUCAACACCAUCACGAACAAUAUCUCAGACAUCUCAGCCUCCUCUAUGAGAUCCAAGCCCCUGGCAGAUCGAGUGGGACUGGGAGCAAUGUCACGACGUCAUCUCCCUUGCCCCUUACCAAAUCGUCCACCUCUGGGCAAGUUCAGCACCAUGGCAAUGGGUCACGGCGGCUAGCCAACGGGUCACCGAAAGUCCAGUCAGUGCCUGUGUUUUAUGGCCAUCUUGUGCCUGGAGACGAAUCCAGCGACUUCUUGCCCCUGACGUCUCCAUCAGACACUGCUCAGGCGAAAGGGUCGGCCAUUUCGACAUCCCCGGUUCUAAACCCUCUUCUAUGCGAAUCGUUCUCGGAGGCUGAUUUGGUCACCCACAUCCGCUCGAUCGGGGAGUCCACUCAAGACACAGUGACAGCUCUAGGCGAUGUAUGGCAAAGAAGGAACGAGCUGGAUGCUUCAAACAUCUUCAGCAGCUUCGAAUCGGGAGAGGGUAGCCGCUAUGAGAGUGCUACCUACGACAUCUAUGAGGUGGGAACAGAUGGAAUCCCAAAACCUAAGCAGGUAAUGGCCGAACCAACGCAAUGGGCUUUGGCAGAGGGAGACGGAGACAAUCGGGAUGGCUCGGUUUGGAGCGUUCUCAAGGAUAUGAAUGCUGAUGGGAGGGCUGUCGGGAGGAUGACGAUCCAUCAAGAACCCUCUCCGCUCAUGCUGGCUGCAGCUCACCUGACAAUGAAUCAGCACUUUGACAUGGACGAACUGUUUCAGCACUUGGUUUCCACGGCUGGGAACAAGGGGAAAACCAAGGCCUACAUGAACAGAGCUUUCGAAGCAAGUCCUAUCAGGCAACGCAGUUUCUUCUUUGUCUUCAAAUAUUACACAGUCGUCGGUGAGAAUCUGACGCCUGCGCCAUGGCAGGCCUUCGAUGACCGGCCCCCUGACCGAAGGUCGCCAGACCACAUCGACAUCACCGAGUGCAGCUCCGUUCUCGCGCUUUCCCUCGGUGGUGCCCAAACCAGGGAGGUCAAGGUCAAGGUCAAAAAGAAGACGCUCAAGGGAGUGAUCUAUGACAGCUUUGCUCCCUGGCAUCUCCUCAACAUCCAAUGCUUUCCCGACGACCAGCAUUCAACGCGCAGCGAAGAAGCCAAGAAACAGUUUUGCAACGGGCCACACGCUUUCCUCGAUGCCCUCUGUGUGGAAUACAGGGACGCGGUGAAACGAUACACCCAGGUGAACGAGAUGAUCACCAAGCUCAUCACCCCUCCUAACCAAUUCAUGUUCGACGUCCGACUCCGCGACAAGCUGCUGUUCGAAGACAGCCACUUCACCUACUCGCGCCGCUAUUUCUGGGCCUACAACACGCUGGGCGUCAUCAACGAGGGCAUCAAGUCGAUGCGCGCCGCCUACAUCAGCACCUUCACCAAGGACUUCUGGGCCGGCCGCCACCCGAGCCUCUGGCCGCAUCCGCACCCGGACUCGGACGACGGGCGAGACUACGGUGCGCGCAUGGACGUCCUCCGGCAGGAGCUGGAGAGCGCUGUGGGCGAGCUGCAGCAGAUGUACGACAAGAACGAGACGACGCGCACCGAGAUCCACUCCCUGCGCGAGCAGCUGUUCAGUGGAAGCAGCGUGAAGGAGAGCCGGCGCGCGAUCGAGCAGGGGGAUAAUAUCAAGAUUUUGACGAGCGUGUCGAUGAUCUUCCUUCCAUUGACCUUUGUUGUGGGCGUCUUCGGAAUAACAACCUUCGACAUCACCACCGAAGACUGGCGCUUCCCCGUAACGAUAGUAUCCGUCUGCAUCCCCUUCUUCAUCCUCAUCCUCGUCCUGCAGACCCGCGCGGCCAUGGAGUUGGUCCGCCGAUGCGGGUUGCUGGUGGAACGGUACACACGCCGCAUCUUCAACGUCGGGGACCGGAGGCACCAGUAUCUGCCCACCUACUACAACCCUCAUUCCGGCUCGGGCAGCGCGAGUGGGGUUGGCGGGAAUAGCGCGAGUAUUGCCAGAGGCGGAGGCGGAGGCGGCGGCGGAGGAGGAGGAGGGGGGCGUUCUAAGCAGCCUGAGGACGGAAAGAGGUUUUGGUUAAAGUCCCUCAGGGCUUGGGCCCGGAAUGUAUGGAUGCGGAGGUGGCCUUGGCCGAGGUCGAAAAGGGUAGACGAGCCGCAAAAGGAUUCCGAUGUUUGAGCAGGUAUAUAGACCCUAUGUAGCCCAUCUCUUGUUGAUCCGGGAAGGUUUGAUGGGCCUCCCCAUCUCUCCUUCGAACAGAACUCUGGGUAAGAAAAGCCCAGUAGCUCACAGUCUGAUACCCCUGUGGGUGGAGGGAGAUGCGCGGCCCAAGAAUCUUUCCGAGUUAUAGCCGGAGGCUCUAGCGUUCAAACAGUGGUGGCCCUUUUGCUUGCCGCCGUAGCCUGCCUUCUCCAGCGCCACAUGC
Messenger RNA from Chaetomium strumarium, 2602 nucleotides. RefSeq lists its product as uncharacterized. Gene Ontology annotation, biological process: transmembrane transport; metal ion transport. The record is from RefSeq and is a predicted model, not a curated record. Gene Ontology annotation, molecular function: metal ion transmembrane transporter activity. Gene Ontology annotation, cellular component: membrane. The coding region runs from base 148 to 2355 and encodes 735 amino acids. Lineage: Eukaryota; Fungi; Ascomycota; Sordariomycetes; Sordariales; Chaetomiaceae. The transcript has 5 exons.